AUCGACUGGUCUCACUUACACCCCGACGGUCGUUCCAUCCACACCUGUGAGUGCUGCUGCGCUGCGCUGGCAACUGUGUCCCAAUCCCAACUGUGUCGCUCUUCUAUGUGCGUUCCCUUGUGUCAUGUCUUUCUAAAUUGAUUGCGAAUUUAAAACCAACCAAAACAAGAAACGCGAAUUGGACGACACGCCAGCGGACAUUUAUUUUCGUGGCGAAAUUCAGAAAUUCGGUAAUAAAAGAAGAAGAAGAGAAAACAAAAAAAGUGUCUCGACGAGUGUAAACAGACGAUGGCUCUGGCGGCCGGUUCGUCAGCCACAUCAGCUCCAACGGCCGGAUCGAGGAGCUCAGCGGCAACACCGCCGGAUCAACCGACUUUUCCACUCAUGCCGACUCCGCUCUUUCCAGGAGGUGGCGCAGGUGCUGGUGCUGGCGGAGGAGGUGGUGGAGGAGGACUGAUCCCGCCACCACCGGCGCUCCCGACGCUGAAUUUCAGCGUCAGCCAAGUGGCGACCGUUUGCGAGACGCUGGAGGAGAGCGGCGACAUUGAGCGACUGGGCCGGUUCCUCUGGUCGCUGCCGGUGGCCCAUCCCAACAUUGGCGAGUUGAACAAGUCCGAGGCGGUGCUGAGAGCCCGGGCCUUGGUCGCCUACCACAUGGGCAACUACCGCGAGCUCUACCACAUCGUCGAGUCGCAUCGGUUCACCAAAGACUCGCACGGCAAACUGCAGGCCAUGUGGCUCGAGGCUCACUACCUGGAAGCCGAGAAGCUGCGCGGGCGACCGCUCGGACCCGUCGACAAGUACCGCGUCCGCAAGAAGUUCCCGCUGCCCAGGACCAUUUGGGACGGCGAGCAGAAGACGCACUGCUUCAAGGAGCGCACCAGGAGCUUGCUCCGAGAGUGGUACCUCCAGGAUCCUUACCCGAAUCCCACCAAGAAACGGGAACUGGCCCAGGCGACGGGACUCACGCCCACGCAGGUCGGCAAUUGGUUCAAAAACAGACGCCAAAGAGACCGGGCUGCCGCCGCUAAAAACCGGCGGAUGGGAGGUCACGGAGGACACCACAACAGUUGCAACUAUUCGUCAGGGUCUUCGGCCGGUGGCGGACCGACUAGCAACAAACGCCAUCGACCGGAUCACAGUCCCAACGGAAACGAUUCAGACGACGACGUCGAUCUGCUGAUGGACGACGCCAACGGAUCGGGUCCUCUCAGUCCCGGCGCUGAAUCGCUCAUCGAUUCGGACAAUUCCGACAUCUCGCUGACGGGUCCCCCGUCGCCGGUGGGCGAUUUGACUUCCGCCGGAGCUGCGUCCAUCACUCCCGGUUCGGGUGGUGGUGGUGGCGUCGGCGGCAGCGACGCCGCCUCCAUCCUCAAGUCCAGCAUCGGAGGUCAACAGUCGAAUGCGCUGGCCAUGUCGGCCGGUGGACUUCUCUCCGAUUCCAUUCACCAUCACUCGAGAGAUCGCGAUCAUCAUCAUCACGCGGCCGCCAUGGCCUUGUCUUCGGCCGGCCUCAUUGCACCGCCGCCGCCAUCCCAUCACCACCAUCACCACCCAUCGGCCUUUACCUUCGGACACCACCCGCAUCACCACCCUUCAUUCGGUGCGAAUUCUCUGAUGGCAGCAGCGGCCGGUCUUCACUUCAAUUUGGCAGCGUCACUGGGCAAUGCGCCGUUGACUCCGUUCGGAGCUUUCGGCAAUUUGUCCAACCCUUUUGCGGCGGCCGUGGCGCCGUUCGGCGUCUCUUCUCGAUUCAACAGCAACCGGCCGAACGGCUCCAGCGGCGGCGGAGGUAAACCACCGACGUCGUUCGACAUGUCGCUGGCAGAGACGCUGGGCCAUCACCACCACGCAGCGGCGAUGGCUGCGGCGGCAGCGGCCGCCGAGCUGGCGGCCUACCAUCACGCCGCCCAGCAGCAGCACCACCAGCAACAGCAGCAACAGCAACAACAACAACAGCAACAGGCCACGACGCAGUCGAGCCUCGUCAGUCCGAUUGAGCCGCUGAAAUUGAAAAGUGAUCUCAUCAUCACCAGCAACAAAUCGAACCACAGCGAGAGCAGCCACAGCAGUCGAAGUAGCAACAGCAGUCAGCACAGCGGAAGAUCGACGCCGCCGACGCCACCGACGCCGCCAACACCGCAAAAGACGUCCAUCGUCCAUCAUCAGCACGAAAUCGUGGCCGAAACUGGGACUCAGAGUUAGAAAAAUCUCCAAUUGUUCCAAGUCAAAAGUCUGCUGUAAAAAAAAAGUAAAAGAAAAAAAGAAAUCACGUUUUGAAUUAGCUUGAAA
Molecule: messenger RNA, 2292 nt
Organism: Daphnia pulicaria
Lineage: Eukaryota; Metazoa; Arthropoda; Branchiopoda; Diplostraca; Daphniidae
Product: protein Optix-like
Exons: 3
Coding region: 289-2205 (638 amino acids)
Biological process (GO): regulation of transcription by RNA polymerase II
Cellular component (GO): transcription regulator complex; nucleus
Molecular function (GO): RNA polymerase II cis-regulatory region sequence-specific DNA binding; DNA-binding transcription factor activity, RNA polymerase II-specific
Source: RefSeq, a predicted model, not a curated record